This is a messenger RNA of Aureococcus anophagefferens, 867 nucleotides long. RefSeq lists its product as hypothetical. The annotation marks the transcript as partial. The transcript is spliced from 2 exons. The record is from RefSeq and is a predicted model, not a curated record. Lineage: Eukaryota; Pelagophyceae; Pelagomonadales; Pelagomonadaceae.
AUGGGCGUCUUCGACGUCGACCUGCGGGACGUGACCCACUUCCGGGGCCGCAAGUGGUUCAAACUACAAACGGACCCGGACCGGCCCAAGGACGCCGUCUCCGGGUCCAUCGAGCUCGUGCUCAAGUGGAUCCACAACCCCGAGCUCGCGUUCGACCCGUGGGAAGGCACCGACGCGCACCCGGGCAAGCCCCGCAACGAGCUGUGCAUCGCCGUCGUCCGCGCGCGGCAUUUGCCGAUCAUGGACAGGAAUAUCUUAUCCAAGGGCGGCAGCAGCGACCCCGUCGCCACCGUGACCCUCGCGAACGCGCCCGAGUUUUCGUUCAAGACCGACGUGCGCCGGAAGACCGUGAACCCGUUGUUCCGCGCGCGGUUCCAGUGCCCCUACGAGCUCGACUACGACGACGCGCCGCCGGGCGUCCUCACGGUCGUCCUCGAGGACUGGGACGAGCUCAGCGGCAACGACUUCAUGGGCUCGGCCGACGUCGACCUCCGCGAGGUCCACGACGGCUACCGCGUGCGCAGAUGGUACAAGCUCGGCGGGAGCUCCGGCGACGUCGAGCUGGUCCUGUGCUGGAGGCACGACCCGGCGCUCCCCAACGAGCUCCAGGUCGCCGUCUACCGCGGCAAGUCCCUCGAGAUCAUGGACCGGAGCCGCUUCUCCAAGGGCGGCUCCAGCGACCCCUACGCCGUCGUCAACGUCGGGCCGGGCGAGGCGCGGACGGCCGUGAGGCCCAAGACGCUCGAGCCCAAGUGGAAGGGCGUCUUCGCGUUCGAGGUCGAACCGGGCGACGACUACGCGCUCUGGGUCCGCGUCUUCGACCACGACGACCGCAGCGCCAACGACUUCAUGGGCGGCGUCAAGCUC